Molecule: messenger RNA, 2238 nt
Organism: Ananas comosus (pineapple)
Lineage: Eukaryota; Viridiplantae; Streptophyta; Magnoliopsida; Poales; Bromeliaceae
Exons: 5
Coding region: 155-1738 (527 amino acids)
Source: RefSeq, a predicted model, not a curated record
AAAGGAAAAGAGAGAGAGAGAGACAGGAACAGCAACAGCAGCAACAACAGCAGAAGCGCCCACCUCCUUCCUUUUUUUUCCUCCUCCGCCAACCGCCAUCAACAACCACCGCUCCCAUUUCCCCUCCCCUCCCCGCUUCUCCAAUCCCCCGAUAAUGGCGGAUUGCGAGAGAAUGGAGGCGCUGAAGAAGGCGUAUGCGGAGAUCAUACUGAACACGGCGCAGGAAUCCGCGGCUCGGAUUCUCGCGGCGGAGCGCAAAGCGCUCGGCUUCGAACGAAGCCUCUGCGCGGCCAAAGAGGAGGCGGUCGCAACGAUGCUCCGCGUCAAGGCCACCAUGGACUCGAAGAUUAGAGAAGCAGAAAUGCAAUCAUUAUGUAAUGUUAGAAGGAUUCAGGAACUCGAAGCUCGGCUAAAUAAAUCAGAGGAUACUAUUAGCUCUCUUAAACUGGAGUUGAAAAGAGCAACCACCGAGUUGGAACUGACAAGGAAAGCUAGCAUGUCAUUUAAAGAAGAUGUCAACGGUCAUGCCACAUCUGAUAGUGGCAACUGCGAGGAGAACAUCCUUAGCUCUGGUUCCAAGCCAGGCUCCCCUAUGCAACUUGGCUCAUCAGCUCUUGAAACUACAAGCUCUAUGAAAGAUAUUCCUUCAGAAAAUGGUGCUAAAACUACUGAUCUAGCAUCCAUCAUUAUGAGGAGCAAAGAACAUGACCUUUAUAAGAAUGGGUAUACACAACGAAUUCGAGCACUUGAACAGAAACCGUUUACUGCCAAAGUGCCUCUGGGGCAAAGUGAUAACCAGUUCACCGGAAUAAAGGAUGAAAUAUCCUUUGGAAAGAAUGAGUCUGCCAAAAAUACAAGUACUGCAGAUUCCACAGCUGAACAGGUAAUUCAAGAAGCUGAAAAUCCAACUAACUCUAAAAUGUCAGAAACCAAUGUAAAGUUCUUUCGUCGGGUUUCUCCGAGAAAGGUACGAACAAGAUGGGAUCACAUGAAAAAUUCCAAGUCUGGUACUUGUCCUGAUGAGCAAAAAGGGGACCAGAAUUCAUCGGGUAUCAAAACCUCUAAGAUAACCAUUGGAAACAAUAAUGGUGGAACUGGUGAAACAGUGUUGAGGGCUAUAAAUAAAAAGAUCUCCGAUAACAGCGUAAGUUCAAAAAAUUCAGAUGAUCGUCCAACUUUGCCUUUGAGCAAAGGAAGUCCCGGGCUAUUGCGCUGCAAUAGAGGGAGAGUGAAGAGGUUAAGUGUUGCAAACCAAAUCCAUACAGAAUUGGAGAACAAAGCUUUCAGUGAUGUCAAAUCUGUUAAGGACAGCAUCGGAAAUGAAGGUGGGUUGCCAUCAAGGGUAAACUCCAAACUGAAAGCACCAGACAAGAGCACAGCUGAGAAGGCAGAAUCUUUAGUCUGUGAAGUGAAUACCGAUCAGGUUGAUGCUGCUGUGGCAAAUUCUGAAUUGAAAGAGGAAAAUACUAUUGCACCCAAUGGAACUUCUACUCAAGCCGAAAGCGUACAGUUUUUAAAAUAUACUUUCCGGAGGAAGCGGAGAAGGGAAUCUUCAGACAACAAUAAUGAAAGCAUUGCCGUGGAUUCUAAAAAGAGCAAUUUAAAGAAGUCAGCUGAAAAACAAAAUGUACAAGUUAAGCCUCAGAAAUCUAGCUUACUAACCGAGUCACCUCGAAGCAAUAGGCGACUGGUGCAGGUUGCCCGUCAACUUAUUUCCUUGUCUGCAAAGAAAUGGUGAGUAUCUACAUAUCCAGAAGAACAUGUAGAAGUAUCGACAAAUGCAAGUCCAAGCACUUAACGGAAGGAAAUCCAUUGCCUGACUACUGCUUAAGUUAUGACUGCGAGUGCUCCUUUGGGCGAAAGUUUGGCCUGGUGAAGAGUUCGCAAAUCAGGAAUGCAUGCAUGUACCUCAACUGUAGGAUCUAAUAAUACUUCAGCAGAAGGUAUAAACUCGGUAUUAGUUUAGCAAAGGUUACCUUUGAGUUAUCAUUCCUGCAUUUGCUUAGUUUUCCCGAGUCGCUUUAUGUUCGUGAUAAUUUUCUUUAUAAUAUUUGUUCAGGCAGGUUGUAGACUACUAGACUCUAGCCAUCUAGCACCGUACAUUCAAUAACAUUGGACUUCUCUUUUUCCCCAUUUUUAGCGAUACAUCUUAUAUCUUAAGAGUUAUCAACAACUGUUGUAACGUAAAUCUAUGUUGAAAUUCGAGAAGAGAAAGUUUCAGUAGUUAUUUAUGUUUAA